AUGGCGUUACUCGGCCUGUCGCUCAUCCUCGCAUCCGUCAUCUGGGUCGCCAUGCGCAAGCCCGGCUGGCUCCCCGCUUUUUUCGCCGGCCUAUUGCAGGGCCAACCGCCAUCUCCUCAACUCCGGGAGCUGUCGUCACCGCCAUCGCCGUCGCGGGAGGCACGGGAAGGUAGUCAGGAAAAAUGUGCUGCAGCUGCUAUCGUCGAUGAGGCUAGAGACACAGCCCAUGUCAGUCGCAGACGCGACGCAGCUCAGCAAAAUGCACAUCACCACCCGCAGCUGCGCGUGAUCACCCCGGACGCCACAGAUCGAGAUGGCCGUCCCUCCUCAUCCAGCACGGACGAUGACGGCCAGUCGACCCCCAAGGCAGGCCCCGUCCGUUUGGGGGACGGCAGCUUGAACUCGAUGCCGACGUUUGUUCUCUCCACUCCAGACGAGUCUUCCCGCCCCGGGAUCAGUCCCAGCCCCUCCGGCCGAUCACCAUCCUCUCAGCCCACUCCCUCAACCUCAACCUCAUCCUUAUCCACAACAAGCCCCUCCCCCUCAACGCUAAUGCCCCCUCCCCCACGUCCGCGACCCUCUAUCCCCCGACCGACUCUUCCCCUCCCCAACCGCGCUCCCCCUCCCCAACCGUCCCGUCAGCCAGGCUGCUCGACCCUGGCCCCUCCCCCUACUGUGCCCUCUGCCUCCCUCUCCCCUCAGUCCUCUAAGACCAAGUCCUCUUCUCGCGCAGUAACCCUCCAACCAGGCCAUUCCCCCCUAGACUGGGCGCGUCUCACCUCCUCUGCCGCAGCCCAAUCCGGCUUGUUGAGGGGCUUACCUCCGGGGACGCCCUACAUCCGAGUGACGCCGUCGAUGCUGAAGCAAAAGACAGGACGUAAGGGCAAAGACGCGUGGACGGUGCUGGGGGGCAGGGUUUACAACAUCACACCUUACUUGCCCUUCCAUCCAGGGGGCGAACCAGAGUUGUUGAGGUGUGCUGGGCGGGACGGGACGCGGUUGUUUAAUGAGGUGCAUCCGUGGGUGAAUUGGGAGGGGAUGUUGGCUGCGUGUUUGGUGGGGAUUUAUGUGACGGAAGAGGAGGAAGGGAAUGUUGUGGGAGGGGGGAUUGAGGGGGGGAAUCCGAAUCCUAUGGAGGAGAUGGAUUAA
Molecule: messenger RNA, 1149 nt
Organism: Thermochaetoides thermophila DSM 1495
Lineage: Eukaryota; Fungi; Ascomycota; Sordariomycetes; Sordariales; Chaetomiaceae
Product: putative heme-binding protein
Exons: 1
Coding region: 1-1149 (382 amino acids)
Molecular function (GO): heme binding
Source: RefSeq, a predicted model, not a curated record